Moneuplotes crassus is the source of this 735-nucleotide messenger RNA. The record is from the annotation of a GenBank genome assembly. Lineage: Eukaryota; Ciliophora; Spirotrichea; Euplotida; Euplotidae.
UUUUAAUUGGAAAUGUAUAAAAAGAAAGACUCAAAUUAUGCACAAAUACGAAAGAGGCUGAAUUUGAGACAUCCAUUUAGGAAUGAGAUCAUAAAACAUCCACAGCAAGGGUUCCUUAAGAAGAGGGUGAAUGAUGAUGAUUAUUGGGAAAAUGUCUUCCCAACACAAAAUUAUGCUAAUUAUCAUAAGAAUGAUGUGCAAAUGUCAUCUUCAACUCCAGUACUUCCACCUUUGAAUACGUCUCGAACUCUUCAAGAGAGGUCAAUGCCAAUGGAGCCUCAGAGAAGCCAUUAUUACAGACCUUUCUGUGAUUCUGACGAAGACAUUAAUUCCUCUGAAAGCGAAGAAAUUAUAGUAAUAGCAGAGAAAGAUAAAGAGACUUCCAAAGCACUUAGAAAGAGGAGAAACAAGCAGCUUAAAUAAGAAGUAUGAUGAUAAGCUGAAGGAGCUAGUAGCAGUACCUGCUCCUGAGGACAACUUGAGGUACUCAUCUACCCAGAAUUACAGAGACCCAUCUUCGAAUCCUUUCUAUUGGAGGCCAAACUCUCUGUCUCCGAUGAGCUUUAAUCAAUCAUUAAUGCCCAGAAUUAGGGCAACUGAUGAUACAGCAAAGCUCUAUAAGAACAGCCCUUGUUUUUCAUAUGCUGAUUACCAGGAUUUCUUAGCUCAUAUGUCUAAUUUUGAACGGAAAGACCGCAACCGUCACUAAGCUGCCCCAGCAAUGUUUGAAAAUAA